Micropterus dolomieu (smallmouth bass) is the source of this 1513-nucleotide messenger RNA. RefSeq names its product mitochondrial pyruvate carrier 2-like. Bases 263 to 643 code for a protein of 126 amino acids. Gene Ontology annotation, cellular component: mitochondrial inner membrane. The transcript is spliced from 5 exons. Lineage: Eukaryota; Metazoa; Chordata; Actinopteri; Centrarchiformes; Centrarchidae. Gene Ontology annotation, biological process: pyruvate import into mitochondria. The record is from RefSeq and is a predicted model, not a curated record. Gene Ontology annotation, molecular function: pyruvate transmembrane transporter activity.
CAAACAGAAGCUACUGAGAAGCUAGCAGCGCUAGCUUGGUCACAGUGGCUCCCGGGGAAGGUCGACAGUAGCACAACAGCAUCCUCUCAUAUCGUUUAACCGACCCGUCAGUUAUUUAGCUGUUAACAUCGCACAAACAGGCGAAGACAAACCGAACUUAAAUUCAGUGGCUUUUAAAAAAAAAAAAAGGAAUUAGCUAGCUUAACAUUUAGCAAGCUAGCUUCGAGUUCGGGUCUUCAUUUCCUUCAGAUCAUCUACAAUCAUGGCUGCGCUGAGAGUGUCCUAUCACAGGAUCUUGGACCGGAUCGAGCAUAUGCUGCCGGCCAAACUGAGACCUCUGUACAACCACCCGGCAGGUCCAAAAACAGUUUUCUUCUGGGCCCCGAUGUUUAAAUGGGGUCUGGUUGCAGCUGGUUUGGCUGAUAUGACUCGACCAGCAGACAAACUCAGUACCUCCCAAUCUGCAGUGCUGACAGCCACUGGCCUGAUCUGGUCCAGAUACUCGUUGGUCAUUAUCCCGAAGAACUGGAACCUGUUUUGUGUCAACUUCUUUGUCGGCUCCGCGGGAGCCUCGCAGCUCUACAGAAUCUGGAGGCACAAGCAGGAUAUGAAGGCACAGGCUAAAGAGGCCGCAGAGUCCUGAGAGCUUUCCUGUUGCCAACCCUCCACCUGAUUGAGUGGACAGAGAGGGAGACGUCACACCGGGCACUAACCUGCCCCUUCUCAUCAUCUCUACAUGUUGUCUCCAUAACACCCAUGCCAUAACCAUUAUUCUACCACAUUAAGCCUGCUAUCCCUGUUGGAAAUGUGCACUUUUCUUUAAGUUUCAAAUUUCCUCAGGGUGUAAAAAACAAUUAAAUAAAAAGAGAACUAUAGUCAACACACACUCAAGAAAGGUGGUCAUCAACGCACAAGUACUACUUGUUCAACAAGUUGUAUGAUUGUAAAUUUUUUUAAAAUUUAAUUUCAUGAUUCUAGUCACGACAUCUGUACCUCAGUGAUUAUUCAAUCAUUAUUGAUCACCAUGUAAUGAUUCCUUCCAUCUUAAUGGCUUUAAGUCUUUUAAUGUAUGUGAGAGUAAAUCAUAAUUUAUUAAUCACUUGAUUAAAAAAUGUCUCUUGCAGUUUAAACUGUACAGAAAGAUGCUGUUAUUUUCUGAUUCUUUAUCGGGAUACCUUACACAAAUGCCACAUAUUUAACCUGUGCAGCUUUUUAUUGAUUCUUUCUAAAGAGUCAACUAGCAAACACGGGUACUGAUGUGCUAACAGCUCUUAACAGACUGUCUGCUGGAUGCCUCUUUUGUUCCUGGAAAGGUGUUUAAUGGUUUUUCUGUGUAAGAAUGGUACUUUAUUUGACAUGUUCCACCUGACUAUUUUAGCAAUAAUCAGUGUCAUCACUUUAAAAUACUUAUUGAUCUGCUGACUGUUUGAACAAAUGACACUUGGGAGGUUGAUCAUUGUGGUUUUGUAGGUAUAUAAUGGCUAUGUAAUGCUAAUAAAUCAUGUUGAACACA